AUGGCCGCUACUACACGCGCGAGAACUGGCAACUCCAAGCCCCGUCUCGUCCAGCAAAUCGAAAACGCUGUCGCGCCCACAAAACGCAGCACGACCACCAAAGCCAACACAUCCAAGCCCCGCACCAGCAAAGUAGCCUCUGGCCGCGUCACCAAGCCCAAAGCCACCACGACGACUACCACUACUAAGAAGACGACUACGACUAAGCCUAAGGCCGCUGCUGCACCAAAGAAGACAACCGGCCCCAACGUCAAGACAGUCAAGAAGCCGAGGACCAAGACGGAGAAGGUUGUUGAUAAGGUUGUUGGAAAGGCCGAGAAGAUUGUUGGUGAUGUGGAGGGUAAGCCGGGAAAGGAGGCCGCAGGCACCGCCAAAGCACGAGGCACAGACUCGACGACCAAGCGCGCCGCACCGCGGACUCGGGGCGUAAAGGCCUAA
Molecule: messenger RNA, 438 nt
Organism: Alternaria incomplexa
Lineage: Eukaryota; Fungi; Ascomycota; Dothideomycetes; Pleosporales; Pleosporaceae
Exons: 3
Coding region: 1-438 (145 amino acids)
Source: RefSeq, a predicted model, not a curated record